AUGAAAUUUCUGCGAUGUGAGUCAUUCUUCACACAUAAUCCAAAUGAAUUAAGAAUAUUUAUCGAUAAAACACUUUGUAAAAAUAGGAGUUUUGAACACAAUAAUAUAGCCAUUUACUUGAAUCGUUAUUCUGAAAAAUGUAAAACAUUUAAGAGAAUUCAGGUGAAAGUAAAUGUAUACAAUUUUUAUUUCUACUCUCAGAGCAAUCACAAGGAACUUUGUGGUUGA
This is a messenger RNA of Nezara viridula (southern green stink bug), 228 nucleotides long. Lineage: Eukaryota; Metazoa; Arthropoda; Insecta; Hemiptera; Pentatomidae. The record is from the annotation of a GenBank genome assembly.